UCCUUUUUUUUUCUUUUUUCUUUUUGACUUUUUGUGAGCGAUGAACUGCUUAGUGCUGAAUCUACUGAUUCAAAUUUCAAAGUUGGCUCGAUCAUCAAAUCAAACAAACACCUGAGAAGUUUGUGUCGUGUUACGCAACACACUCAAAGCUUGAUUCUUCAGAUUUCCGAAUCCCGACGUAAGCUGAAAAAACACGAAUUGGCUCUUAUUCAUAUUCCUAUUCAGAAAAAAACCAAUUUUGGAGGAACGAUGAAUAGUUCAUCGCCGGCUCACUCUUCGCUAUCGACGACGGCGGUUGUAGGCGGUGGUGGUGGUGGCGGCGGCAGCAGCAACGCCACUGUUUCCAUUGACGAUUUCCAUCUCCCUUGUGAUCCCAUCUCAUCGCAAGAACGGAAAGACGAGGCCAUGAUAGUUUUAAAAUCAGAUCUCAUGGCUGCACUCGACAAGGAAGUUAAAUCCUUGGUUGAAGAUAACUGGAAGUUUGAAGGGCCUCGUUCGCGGAUCCACCUAGUAUCACAUCGAGGUGGUCAUCUCUAUAGGCCAACAGAAAUUUCUAAGAAUUGGAAUUUGACUCCACCAAAAUAGUUGGAACACUCACCUUGUAACACUGUGCCUCUAUUAUAAAGUGAUUAUGGUUGUGAUCUGCAGAUAAGAACUGCUAUGCCAAUUUCUUUCCCCCGUGGUAGAAAACACAGCUGUUAGUUGUUACUCUACAUCUUCAGGUGACAUGACAUGUAGUUCUGUAAGGGCAUGAAGAUUGCAAAUGAAGGUUCUUUCUAUGCAAGAUUGUUAGUCACAUUUUCUGCUAGUCUUUCUAACUGGGUCGAGAAGCUGGUGUUUUUAACAUUUAUGUGGUAUUAUUGCUCUUAUUUCGAGGGAUCAAUGAUUAAUUGCCGUUGAUUGUUCGUAAAACUAUCUAUCUAUACAGAGGGAUUAAAUUA
This is a messenger RNA of Glycine soja, 941 nucleotides long. Its product is annotated as protein SAMBA-like. The coding region runs from base 250 to 585 and encodes 111 amino acids. Gene Ontology annotation, biological process: negative regulation of organ growth. Gene Ontology annotation, molecular function: anaphase-promoting complex binding. Lineage: Eukaryota; Viridiplantae; Streptophyta; Magnoliopsida; Fabales; Fabaceae. The transcript has 3 exons. The record is from RefSeq and is a predicted model, not a curated record.